Lemur catta (Ring-tailed lemur) is the source of this 1856-nucleotide messenger RNA. It is a transcript of the gene SOX17, whose product is annotated as SRY-box transcription factor 17. Gene Ontology annotation, biological process: heart development; anatomical structure morphogenesis; vasculogenesis. Gene Ontology annotation, molecular function: DNA-binding transcription activator activity, RNA polymerase II-specific; RNA polymerase II cis-regulatory region sequence-specific DNA binding. Bases 235 to 1476 code for a protein of 413 amino acids. The record is from RefSeq and is a predicted model, not a curated record. Lineage: Eukaryota; Metazoa; Chordata; Mammalia; Primates; Lemuridae. The transcript is spliced from 2 exons.
CACAUCUGUGCAGAAAAGGCCCCGCAGCUCGGGGGCGUCCGCAGUGUCUCUGGGUCAGCCGGGGUACUUGAUUACGCUGUUAGCUGGGACAGUCGGGGAUAGCAGUCUGCGGGUUCGGGCCGGGGGACCCGCGCAGCCCUCGGGGCAUCUCCCCGCUUCGCUCCCUACCCCGUCCCCCAGGGUCGGGGGAGGCGGCGUGUCCGGCGGAGGGUUGCGGGGCAGGGCUGGAGAGCCAUGAGCAGCCCGGAUGCGGGAUACGCCAGUGACGACCAGAGCCAGACCCGGAGCGCGCUGCCCGCCGUAAUGGCCGGGCUGGGCCCCUGCCCCUGGGCCGAGUCGCUGAGCCCCCUCGGGGAGAUGAAGGUGAAGGGCGAGGCGUCGGCGAGCAGCGGAGCGCCGACUGGGGCCGCGGGGCGAGCCAAGGGCGAGUCUCGCAUCCGGCGGCCGAUGAAUGCCUUCAUGGUGUGGGCUAAAGACGAGCGCAAGCGGCUGGCGCAGCAGAACCCCGACCUGCACAACGCCGAGCUGAGCAAGAUGCUGGGCAAGUCGUGGAAGGCGCUGACCCUGGCGGAGAAGCGGCCCUUCGUGGAGGAGGCCGAGCGGCUGCGCGUGCAGCAUAUGCAGGACCACCCCAACUACAAGUACCGGCCGCGGCGGCGCAAGCAGGUGAAGCGGCUGAAGCGGGUGGAGGGCGGCUUCCUGCACGGCCUCGCCGAGCCGCAGGCGGCUGCGCUGGGCCCCGAGGGCGGCCGCGUGGCCAUGGACGGCCUGGGCCUGCCCUUCCCCGAGCAGGGCUUCCCCGCGGGCCCGCCGCUGCUGCCCCCGCACAUGGGCGGCCACUACCGCGACUGUCAGGGCCUGGGCGCGCCCCAGCUCGACGGCUACCCGCUGCCCACGCCCGACACGUCCCCGCUGGACGGCGUGGAGCCCGACCCGGCCUUCUUUGCCCCGCUGCCCGGGGACUGCCCGGCGGCCGGCACCUACAGCUACGCGCAGGUCUCGGACUACGCGGGCCCCCCGGAGCCGCCCUCCGGCCCCAUGCACCCCCGGCUCGGCCCGGAGCCCGCGGGCUCCGCAAUGUCGGGCCUCUUGGCGCCCCCCAGCGCCCUGCACAUGUACUACGGCGCGAUGGGCUCGCCUGGGGCGGGCGGCGGGCGCGGCUUCCAGAUGCAGCCGCAACACCAGCACCCGCACCAGCACCACCCACACCCGCCGGGUCCGGGGCAGCCGUCACCCCCUCCCGAGGCACUACCCUGCCGGGACGGCGCGGACCCCAGCCAGCACACGGAGCUCCUCGGGGAGGUGGACCGCACGGAAUUCGAACAGUACCUGCACUUUGUGUGCAAGCCCGAGAUGGGUCUCCCCUACCAGGGACAUGACUCUAGUGUGAAUCUCUCAGACAGCCACGGGGCCAUUUCCUCGGUGGUGUCAGAUGCCAGCUCUGCAGUAUAUUACUGCAACUACCCUGACGUUUGACAGGUCCCCAUCUGCCCCAGCCCGCAGGCCAGAAGCAGUGUUACACACUUCCUGGAGGAGCUAAGGAAAUCCUCAGCCUCAUGUUUUGUUUUGUUUUUUUAAGUUGCCUUGGCGUAUAAUUUAUGGUAAUUUAUUUUGUGUGCCACUUGAACAGUUGAGGGGGGGGUUGUGGGGUUUUGUUUAAAAUUACUUCAGAGACUUGUUCCCCAUAGUUGCAUCGUCAAAACCCCAUUUCCAAGUUCAAGUUAACCAGUUUCGGAUGUGUCCCAAAACAACUUGCUCCAUUUCCUGAAAAUUCAUUGAUCAUAGAAAUUUUAUUGUGGGUGUGUUUUUUUCGAUCUUUUUAAAAAUAAAAUCUGGAAUCUUGCUUUUUCAUUCUA